Messenger RNA from Gymnodraco acuticeps, 756 nucleotides. RefSeq lists its product as uncharacterized. The transcript is spliced from 2 exons. The record is from RefSeq and is a predicted model, not a curated record. NCBI's taxonomy places the organism in Eukaryota, Metazoa, Chordata, Actinopteri, Perciformes, Bathydraconidae. The coding region runs from base 101 to 754 and encodes 217 amino acids.
CGCGCCCCCACGUGGGUAGGAUUUCUUGCGUUCGUGACGUAGCGCUUCAUUUACGCUUUUUGCGCAGUCCGGACUCCGGAGCUGACAGGUCAACUUCAACAUGGCGUCUAGCACAAGUGAAUCAGUAAAGCGUGAAAUCCUUCAGAGACUUCAAGAUCGACUGACAUACAUCUUGGAUAGGACACCUGUUGAUCUCGAAGGGCUACAGUUUGCGUGCCGUCAGGCUUUUGUUAUAUUGAGUGCACUGGGUGACAUUGUUGAUUUAGGGAAUAAUAUACAGUCUGCACUUGCAGACCUGAAUAGCCUUAUCCAACAAGAGAGAGAUAAUCAACAGAUAUUUGUGACCCUUGAGUUGCAAAAAUGUUGUGGACGUGGGCGUCCACGAUUGAAUGUGUCAGUAGAGGCUCUGACACAUCUGGUUGAACUGGGACUGCCAUCGAGUUGCAUCGCCAGACUCCUGGGUGUGUCUAGAGCAACGCUAUUUAGGCGGGUGACCGAAAAUGACAUUUCUAUAUCUGCUUCAUAUAGUGGCUGCACUGAUGACGAAUUGGAUUCAUUGAUCACCACAAUAAAAAGUGCAAUGCCAGAUGCUGGCUACCGUGUAGUCCGAGGUGCUCUACUUGCGAAGGGACACAGAGUGCAAUGGGAACGGGUGUAUGCAUCCAUGCAUCGUGUGGACAGUGUUGGUGUGCUCGCCAGGAUGACCCGGAUGGGAUGUGUGGUGAGGAGAACAUACACAGUUCCUUACCCUUAGUA